Molecule: messenger RNA, 1809 nt
Organism: Fimicolochytrium jonesii
Lineage: Eukaryota; Fungi; Chytridiomycota; Chytridiomycetes; Spizellomycetales; Powellomycetaceae
Exons: 4
Coding region: 77-1639 (520 amino acids)
Cellular component (GO): nucleus
Molecular function (GO): cis-regulatory region sequence-specific DNA binding; protein binding
Source: RefSeq, a predicted model, not a curated record
CGUAAAUUAUAAUAGCCGUCAGAAGCUGCCUUUUGCAACUGCAACUUCUUCUGCUGCAUACUACCACAAGUGCGCAAUGGCUCGCGAACUGUUGGACACCCCUCUCCAAGCUUACAAAAGAAAACGGGCGGACGUAGCGGGCCCGUCAUGCGCCGCCUCUCGAGCUGCCGCGACCGUCAAAAAGCGCGUUAAAACGUCGACCCGGCCGUCUACUCAGUUUCUUUUGCCGUCCGGGAAACAUCCGCGGGGCAUAAAGCCAGCUGGAAACUAUCUAUUUGACUCGGCGCGAGGUGUGCGGGACUGUCGAAAGGGCGGGCUUGGCUAUCUAGCAUAUCUCCCGGACGAACUUCUCCUUGACUUGCUCGGGCAGUUGGAGGCGGCCGACCUCUCGCGGCUGGCGCGGUGUUCUCAAGCUCUCUACGUUUUCACCUAUCACGACGACCUCUGGAGGGCUUUGACUAUCAACGAGUUUGGGACCGGAGGAUGGGGUGUUUUCCAGAAUACGUGGAGGAACACGUAUAAAUAUCGCAAUUGCGUCGAUGCGGGACGGCCAGCUGCGUAUCUUCCGGACGUCCCGAUAGUUGUGGAAGGGAUUUACUCAGAUUUCCUGUUCACAAGCUUUCGCUGCGCCUCCGUUCCUUUGGAUGCGCUAUGUGGCGCCAGCAUCGACAAUAUCGAGCGUCGCUCCAAUCUCAGUUAUCGCGAAUUCGUCGUCGAGUACGCGAAGCCAAAUAAACCGGUGAUCCUCACUGAUGUCGUCUCCCAGUGGCCGGCAUAUGAGAAAUGGAGCGAAGACUAUCUGCUUGAACAUUAUGGAAAUAAGAUGUUCACCGCCGAAGCUGUGCGGAUACCUUUCCGGGAUUACCUCAGUUACUCGCAGAACUGCACACAGGACGAGGCACCCCUAUACUUGUUCGACAAGCGGUUCGCGGAAGGGACGAGCUUGUCGGAAGAUUACACUGUCCCAGAAUACUUCAAGGAAGAUUUCUUUGGCGUGCUUGGAGAGCAACGACCGGAUUAUAGGUGGCUCAUCAUAGGACCCGCUAGGAGCGGUAGCACGUUUCACGUGGAUCCCAACUCCACUAGUGCUUGGAAUGCCGUCAUCAGCGGAGCCAAGAAGUGGAUAAUGUAUCCGCCGGAAGUCAUUCCUCCGGGAGUGUUUCCCUCGCCGGAUGGGAGUGAGGUGACGGCGCCCUUGUCGUUGCCUGAGUGGUUUCUGAGUUUUUACGAGCAAACGAAAUCCGGUCCAUCGGCACCCAUCGAAGGAGUCUGCCGAGCGGGAGAGAUUCUGUUCGUGCCGCGUGGCUGGUGGCACGCCGUCAUGAACCUCGAACCCUCGAUCGCCCUAACGCAGAACUUCGUAUCAUCGGAAAACCUGCGCGAAGUCCUACAGUUCUUGCGUUGUCGCCGGGAGCAAGUGAGCGGAUUCUGUGAUGGGGAGAGUCUGUAUGAGAAGUUCACGGAGGCGUUCGAGGCCGCACAUCCUGGCGUGAUCGCGGAUUUGAUGAAGAAAGCUGACAUGCGUGAUGCACCCAAGGCAUCGACGGAUGAAAUACCUAAACCGUCGUCGCUUUGGAGUAUUAUGAAUGAGCUGGAAGGCGAAAGCGCGCCGCUCUUUAGCUUUGGUGGUGAUGAUUGAGCUGUUGUCGGGAUGGAAUAUCAUGCAGUUCUUAUUGUGGGGAAGAACCGUAUCUUUAAACUAGACUAGAUGGUAGAAGCCAUAGACUCUCUAGAUACAAUACGCCUUGCAUAGUAUUCAGUAGCAAGCUUUUCGCUCCAACUCUUCAGCCUUUCUUAGGGUGCUAACUU